This is a messenger RNA of Oikopleura dioica, 3042 nucleotides long. The record is from the annotation of a GenBank genome assembly. NCBI's taxonomy places the organism in Eukaryota, Metazoa, Chordata, Appendicularia, Copelata, Oikopleuridae.
AUGAUGGGAAAAGAUUUUUUGGAGGAAAAGCGCAAUGCAUUUCCGCGAUUUUUCUUCCUCGAUGACGGUGAUCUUUCUGAGCUUUUUGAGAGCAAAGAUGAUUUCGAUGCAGUUCAGCCUUUUUUCGAGAAGCUUUUCGAUGGCGUUUCUUCAGUAGAGCUCGACGCAGAAAAGAAGAAUAUUGUUGCGAUGAAGUCGAAGCUCAACGAACGACUUGAGCUUGCUGAACUAGUCUCUAUCGCUCAGUCGCAAGAAAGAUGGCUGUCGAAGUUCGAGGAGUCCACGAAAAAAUCUGUUUCCAACGCGAUUCUUCAUGCUUACGAGACUUAUGAGAAAAGCGCUGAUAGAAUCGAGUGGAUCAAAAGCAAUCCUGCCCAAGCAUCAAUUGUUGCGACGCAUUUGAAGCAUACAGAAGCAGUUGAAAAAGCCAUCAUGGCUUCUGGAAAUCUUAGCACUGUGUUGGAAGAUAUUGAAAAGCAAUUAGAAGCACUGACAAAGGAGGUUUUGAAAGAUUUGGACCAGCGGGAAAGGUGCUUGAUGGAAAACAUGAUUAUUAACCAGGUUCAUGACCGGGAAAUACUGAAACAAAUCAUCGCUGGGACGAAAACUUGGGAAUCAACUCUUCGUUUUUACCUCGAAAAUGGUCAGGUCAUUGUCAAAAUGAAUGAUUCUCAAAACGAGUAUGGAAACGAAUACCUCGGAAACAAGUCUCAGCUUGUCAUUACUCCUCUGACAGACAUUGCAUACAGUUCGAUUCUGACCGCAAAGGAGAACUUUCUUUGUUCUGCUCCUCAAGGACCGGCUGGAACGGGAAAAACGGAAACGACUAAAGAUCUCGCUAGAGCGCUGGGAAAGAAUUGCGUCGUUAUCAAUUCUUCCGACCAAUUGACGGAGAAGGAGACAGCGGAAAUUUUCAAGGGAUGUCUUACAAGUGGAUCAUGGGUCUGUUUCGAUGAAUUUAAUCGAAUCACCGCGGAUGUUUUGGAAAAAAUUGGAGAACAACUUCGAGCUAUUCAAAAGCAUAGGGAGGAGAAGAAGGGGACGAUUGAGGACUUCUGCGGUUCGAAAAAUCUAAAGCUCCGCGAAGAAAGCUUUGUCGCGAUCACAAUGAAUCCAGGCUACGAUGGACGAACUGAACUACCGGAAAAUCUGAAGACAUUGUUCCAAUCAAUUUCAAUGACAGUUCCUGACCGAGGAGUGAUUUCGGAAAUAAAACUGUAUUCGGCCGGAAUUCAAACAGCAAAUCAACUCGGAGAUAAAGUCGCUUUGUUCCACAAGCUGUGCGAGGAGAAGCUAAGCAAACAGGCGCAUUAUGAUUUUGGACUUCGAGCUAUUCUGAAAUCUGUAUCAAGCGCAAAAGCUCUCAAACUACUCUUUCCCGCCGAAAAAGAAAUCGAUCUUGUGUGCGAUGCUCUCCGAACUCAACAUUUCGGAAAGCUAACUGAAGAAGAUAUCUCGGUUUUCGAGCAAGUCAUGGAAGAAGUUUUUCCUGGCUACCAAUUGUUGAAGGAAAACAACGAGGAAUUCAAACGUAUCGCCACUGAAAUAAUCAAGUCUCUUGAGUUGAAAGCAACUGAAAAAUUCCUCACUCGUCUGACUCUCGCCUUCAAGAUCAUGAGAAAUCGUCAUGGCUUGCUCAUUCUGGGACAAGCUCGCACGGGAAAGUCAACGUUUUUGGAAGUCCUUCAAAAAACUCUUUCCAAGCUAAAUGAUGAUGAUCAAACACAAGAUGGCGAACCUGUUCUGGCGGUUGAUACCGAAACCAUUUGCAUCGAGAAGCUGAGUUUAGAUGAACUCUAUGGAUCAUUCGAUUCAACAACGAAAAAAUGGAGGGAUGGCAAAAUCACCAAGUUAUUUUCAGUAAGACGUGAUCUGUCAGCAGGAUGUGGCCAAAAAGUCAUGCUCACGCAUGUCGAUACCGCCGUCCUUAACUCGCCACGUUAUCCUGGUUCUUUUAUUGAACAAAACCAAUGUUUAUGGGAAGUGCGAUCAUUCGAUCCUCAAGCUCGCCUCAAAAUCGUGUUCGAUGACUGGGCAAUGCCUUUAUCCCCAAGUGGCGAUUGCGUUGCUAACUAUCUUGAGAUCCAGGAGCAUCAAACCUUUGGCGUGUCUCAGAGUGUAAAACUCUGCGGCCAAAAUCCGGGCUUUUACGUGUCUAACAAUGACAAAAUUACUCUCGUGCUUAGAAGCUCCGCCCAAAUACAAGGAGAUAAGAGCUUCUCGUUGCGCGUUGGUUUGACAACCGAGCCCUCAAGAACACUUGCUCAGGACGGGAGCUUUGUCGUCAACGGAGAAAGCCCACUUCCUCGUCCGACGCAGCCGCCGAUGCCGAUGCCACAGCAGCCGAUUCAGCCAAGGCAGCAAAUGCCAUUUGGAAAUCAGCUUGACUCUUAUUUUCUAACUCUCAAUAAGCCACCUAGCAUUAACCUUUUCGCUCAACAACCAGCCCCCGUGGCCCCUCGAGGCAUCGAAAUGAAAUCAGCUGGGCUUCCCCCACCUUCGCAGUACCAACCUCCGCAGCAGCCACCAGCUCAGCCAGCUUAUGGCCAAGUUCCUCCAAGUUCAAAUUACUAUGCUUACGGCGGAGCUCCAAAUGUGUAUCAGCAGCCGAUCGGAAGUGAUUACGGGUAUUACUACGAUGAUUACUACGGAGAUGGAGAGGAGAUAAGCGCUGGAAAUAAGGCUGUAGCGGUUUUGUUUACGAUCACUGUGGUUUUAUGUUUCCUAGCAGUCGGAUUCUACUUCUAUCAAGAAUGGCAAAAGAAGAAUAAUCCACCAGACAACGAAGACCCAGGAGCACCGCCAAGAAAAGCAACUCUUCGGGGACACCUAAAGAACCUCGACGAGUUCAAAAAGCAACUUGCUGAGCGAAUGGCAGAUAGAACCGCCGGUGUUCGCGAGCAAAUCAAGACCAGAACGAUCAAGGCGAACGAAAAACUCAAAGUGAAAGCGGCCGAAGUGAAAACAAGACUUUCCCGCAGAGCAUCUAAACAUGGAGAUGAUUCCAUCCCCCAACAAGCUCAAAACAAUCCAGCUAAUUGA